Perkinsus marinus ATCC 50983 is the source of this 790-nucleotide messenger RNA. Its product is annotated as Methylmalonate-semialdehyde dehydrogenase, putative. The record is from RefSeq and is a predicted model, not a curated record. Gene Ontology annotation, biological process: L-valine catabolic process; thymine catabolic process. The annotation marks the transcript as partial. Gene Ontology annotation, molecular function: methylmalonate-semialdehyde dehydrogenase (acylating, NAD+) activity; malonate-semialdehyde dehydrogenase (acetylating, [NAD(P)+]) activity. The transcript has 8 exons. NCBI's taxonomy places the organism in Eukaryota, Perkinsozoa, Perkinsida, Perkinsidae.
AUGUUCCCUUUGGCGGUUACCGCUGGAAACACGUUCAUUCUGAAGCCCAGUCCUCGUGUGCCAUUGACUUCAGUUCGCCUCAUGGAGCUGCUCAUGGAUACAGGUAUUCCUGAUGGAGUUGUGAACAUGGUCCAUGGAGGGGCGGAAUCGGUUGAGUGGAUCUGCAAACAUCCGAGUAUCAAGGCGAUCAGCUUUGUGGGGGGCAACACUGCAGGUGAAUUUAUAUUCCGAACUGGUGCUGCUCAUGGUAAGAGGGUUCAGGCUAACAUGGGGGCUAAGAAUCACUGUGUGAUCAUGCCCGAUGCUGACAAGGAGGAUGCGCUGAACAUGGUAGCCAACGCAGCGUUCGGUGCAGCUGGGCAACGCUGUAUGGCGCUGUCGGUACCGGUGUUCGUGGGGAAGGCCAGAGAAUGGUUACCUGACUUGGUGGAGAGGGCUAAGAAGUUCAAAGUUGGACAUGGUCUGGAUGCUACUGCUGAUUUCGGUCCACUGGUGUCGAAAGACGCAACGUCCAGAGUGGAGGGCAUCAUAGCUGGAUGUACGGCUGAGGGGGCGAGGUUGUUGUUGGAUGGGAGACAUCCUCAGGUGGAGGGUUACCCCAACGGUAACUUCGUGGGCCCUACAGUGAUCGCUGGGUGUAAGCCUGGUAUGACAUCCUACGACCAGGAAGUGUUCGGGCCAGUGGCUACCUGUGCUGAGGUUGAUACACUACAGGAAGCCAUUGAUCUCAUUAAUGCUAAUCAGUUCGGAAAUGGCGUUGCUAUUUUCACUCAAAAUGGGGCGGUGGCAC